AUGGGCCGCAAGCCGAAUCAGCUCAUCCUCGAGUUCUUUGAGCGCGGACCCAAGCUCGAGGAUGCCAGCAACCGCUACCAGCACACCUGUCGCUCCUGCGGCGAGAAGUUUCCCAAGGGCCGCAUCGACACGCUGACCGCGCACCUCGUGAAGAAGUGUCCCGCCCUCACGGCCCAGGAUCGCCAGCGCGCCAUCCUACAAUUCCAUGACCUUCCCGUCCCCGAUCUGCCGCCGCCGCAGUCGUCCUCGUCCGCCCAGGGGCCUGCACACCAAGUGACUGCUCCCCAGAAGCAUGGCGCAACCAACCCCAUGACAUUACCCUACGCCGCGCCCAAGGCGGGCAUGUCACGCCUCGAGGCUCUCGCCGAAGUGUCGCGCCAGCGCCUGGAUCUCUCCGGCCAGCGCAUUCCCACGCCCGAUCCGGACCAACUCCCCGAGCGCCGAGGCUCUAUGCGCGACGAUGCUAUGCAAAACCCCGGCCCUGUGUAUGAGGACUUUCUAGUGCAGGACCACGACCCCAAGCCCCCCGCCGACCCCAAUGGUACCGCAGUAGAUGCACCAAUACAUAAUACCGACCCGUCUGGCGGACAACAGCCGCAAUCCAUCUACCAGUACGACCACCUUACCACCGGUUCGCCUCAUUCCGUGGGCACACCCAUACCGGCAGCAUCAUCCACGCCGCCCGCCUCCACCCUCCCACCUGCUUCCACCACUGGAGUCGCCACAACACACCCUCACCCUUCACCCUUGGUUAUGGCUGCGUCGGCUGCUGAAGAGCUGCGCGCCAACAUGCCGAAUGCGAACCACUCCAUGGAGCAGCAUGGCAGCGCAGGCGAAGCCGCCUACAACCCCCAGACCGGACGCACUGGCAUUUGGGCUUCCAUCGACCCAGUAUUACAACUUCAAGACGCCACCCGUGACCACCCGGAACCUCACAGCCCCUCACCCAAUGCUGCUUCUUCCACCUACCACAGGCCCAUCGCGAUCAAUCCAAACGGCCAGCAAGCCCAUUUUACUACCGACUUCAGCAUGAACCCGAAGCCAGCAAAGCCAAAGGUCAGAGGCAGGUUUUCAGACUCUCGACGCAAAGAGGUCCAGGAGGUUAGAAAGCGGGGUGCGUGCAUCAGGUGCCGCAUGUUGAAAAAGCCGUGUUCUGGCGAGAGCCCUUGUAGCACCUGUCAGAACGUCGAGAGCGCGCGACUGUGGAAGCACCCCUGCAUCCGCACGCGCAUUGCAGAAGAGUUCAACCUUUAUUCGGCAGGACUUCACUCUGUCUUGGCAUUCCACUCGAUCAGCUCUGCCAAGGCGAACAUGCACUUCGAACACGUCCCUGGAAGGAUCGAGGCACGGCUGUUGGAUAUCGAGCCCACGAUGUACACAACCUUCACGACACUGAAGGGUCUCCGUGGGGUGAACGGGCCCAUCGAUCCGCAACUGGUUGCUUCAGGCCUGUCCAUGGAAAGCAUGCAAGACAUAGAGAUCAUCGAUCCUGACGUCGAGGACAUCGGUGGCAAGCUCGAGUCCUACAUGAAGAGAAUCGGCCCAACCAUCUACGAGGCAGAGACGUCACCGUUCAUGAAACCUACUCUCUUGAUGGCACACCGCCUGAGCGUCGAGAACAAGGAAGGGAUUGAAAAUAAAGAAAGCUUGUUGUCAAAGGUGCUGGAGCUGUGGGUUGCCACCAGGAUCCUUGCCGAGCCCAGCCUGAAGUUUCAGCUUUUUUUCAAUCACACUCAACCUCCCUUCAAGGACCCUGUCAUCAUGACUCCGCAAGACCUCGAGUCAGUUCCUCAAGCGUCUCGCUUCCCCAUCGAACUGGCAACUCACUCGGAGGCCUACCGGCUUAUCGAUGCGCAGAUACUGGGUGCAAUGGAGAAGAGAGCUGCCAAUCUCAGCAAGUUCGUCAUGAACGAUUUGGAGCGCCGCCUCCUCCAGCGCCAACAAGCCAACCCCUUUGAGACUUUCCUGGUCUCCAUGAUCCUCCUGGCCUGUGUUGAGCGCAUGUGUUGGCUGUUCAAGAGGUGGGAGAAUCCGAUCCAAGUCCCAGCUCGGAAUUACAGCGUGCCACCCCCGGAUUUGAAGACGGAGCUUGAGAGGAGCAUCAACGCUGCUAAUGCCGCCGCGAGCGCUGCGGAGAACGCUCAGAACAAUGUGGACAACAAUGUGCCCAUGCCGGAUGCUCCGCCGCCGCAGGAGACCAGCCCGUCGAUGCAGUCCACCGCGCAGGCAGCAACUGAUGCUGCCAAUGCACUCUUCUCACAACCGCAUCCGAACCGAUGGCCCCUCGACAAACCCCCGGCAUCCUACAGCCAGCAGGGCGAGCGGUUCAGCGACAUUCUCCACAUGUUGCUGAAAAUGCGCGGCGUCCCUCCGAAAACGACCACCGAGCCCAUUACCAACAUUGUGGUUCCGAUCGAUAACAUGACAAACAAUCAGACGACCAAUGCCACGAUCAACCCCAAGUCGGAUGCGCUUGCCAAGGAGUGGUUUGCCGAGGUCAAGAUCACUCCGAUGUACCUCGCCGAGAGACGCAACGCCGUCUUCAUUGGAAACGACCCGCGCGAGUGGGAGUGCUUUUACGUAAGCAAGAUCCUGGUCCACAACGGCAUUGUGGAGGGAACCGGUCGCCUCGUGCCGUGA
Molecule: messenger RNA, 2640 nt
Organism: Lasiodiplodia theobromae
Lineage: Eukaryota; Fungi; Ascomycota; Dothideomycetes; Botryosphaeriales; Botryosphaeriaceae
Product: Zn 2cys6 transcription factor protein
Exons: 4
Coding region: 1-2640 (879 amino acids)
Biological process (GO): regulation of DNA-templated transcription
Molecular function (GO): DNA-binding transcription factor activity, RNA polymerase II-specific; zinc ion binding
Source: RefSeq, a predicted model, not a curated record